Molecule: messenger RNA, 1324 nt
Organism: Neltuma alba
Lineage: Eukaryota; Viridiplantae; Streptophyta; Magnoliopsida; Fabales; Fabaceae
Product: rhodanese-like/PpiC domain-containing protein 12, chloroplastic
Exons: 8
Coding region: 33-932 (299 amino acids)
Molecular function (GO): peptidyl-prolyl cis-trans isomerase activity
Source: RefSeq, a predicted model, not a curated record
CAUUACGCGAUUUUGAUUCACUCUGUGCAACCAUGCUAAGAGCUUCACAUUUUCCAAUGAAAGCGUCUCCAGCUCUCAGUGCUUUGAGGCUAUCUCUGAUUCCCGCUCUCUCCUGCUCUUCUUCUUCCAAUCUUCGCGCCUUCACUUGUUCCCCAUCUCUCAAGGUUUCCUCUCAUAGAUUUCAAAUUCCUUUGCACCCUCUUUCUUCCUUCAAUUUCUUCCAACUACUUCCUCCAGCGGGGUUGUCACGCCCCCAAGUAGCAGCCUUGUGCAGCAGCAGCAGCAGCAACAACGGUGAUGGUGCUAGGGAGAUCCUGGUGCAACACUUGCUUGUCAAUGAAGAUGACCAGAAGCUGCUAUUGGAUCUUCAGCAGAGAAUCUCAUCAGGUGAAGACUUGAGUGAUCUCGCGGUAGAAUACUCAAUAUGCCCAUCCAAAGAUGAAGGAGGAAUGCUUGGGUGGGUGAGAAAGGGGGAGAUGGUUCCUGAAUUUGAGGACGCUGCGUUUAAUGCACCUUUAAACAAAGUUGUAAGGUGUAAAACAAAAUUUGGAUGGCACCUUCUUCAAGUUUUAUCUGAAAGGGAAGAAACUGUUCUUCAAGACAUUCAGCCUGACAUGCUUCAUGCGAAAAUUCAAGAUCCCAACUUUAUGGAGGAGGCACAAUUGAUUGAUGUUCGAGAGCCUGAGGAAGUGGAGAAAGCACGUCUGCCAGGUUUUAAGGUUCUUCCCCUCCGACAAUUUGGAAAUUGGGGACCUGAUAUUAGUAGCACAUUUGACCCUAACAAGGAUACAUAUGUCUUGUGUCAUCAUGGCGUGCGGUCCUUGCAAGUUGCCAAGUGGUUGCAGUCACAGGGAUUUAGAAGAGUAUACAAUGUAUCUGGGGGAAUCCAUGCAUAUGCUAUGAAGGUUGAUCCAUCAGUCCCAACUUACUAGUGCAUUUUGUUUUCCUUCCCCGGACGUCUUCAUACAAUAGAUUUCUGCGUGCAUGAUGUUCCAUGUUUCUAUACAUGAUAGUGCGAUUUUGUUGGGAGAGAGGGUCGUUAGUGUAGGUUAUUUUUGGGAUUUCAAACGAGUAUUUGAGGCAAGUAGUGGACUUUGGAGUACGAGGCUGUAAUUUUCAUAUAGUCUACAUUGUUUAUUCUUAUUUACUGGCCCCGUUGAUUUCUGUUACAUUUGAAGUCCAGGCAUUUUACAAGUGCUUAUAAAUAUUUUAGUUGAUUAUACUGCUAAGGCCUAAGAGCCAGUGAAAGUAUACCAUGAGAAAAUGGACUUGGGGCUCAUCAUUAUGUGUGCUUAUUGUUAAAAUAAGAUUUGGACUGUAUGAA